AUGAAACAAUGUGGUAUUAAAGAAUACAAACCAAACUUGACUUUUAACAUGUCACCAUAUACAAAUACAAUAUUAGAAAAAGAGAUUAUUGCAAAAAUACAAAGCUUUUUAGAUCUGAGGUAUAAAUAUUCUAAAGAGUGGAAUCUUUUAUAUUCCACAUUUGAACAUGGAUUUUCUUAUAAAACUUUUAUCUCAUCUUUUACAAAUAAAAAUAAGCCUUUUAUUUUAGUAAUAAAGACAGAUAAUAAAUAUUCUUCAAUUAUAGGUGUGUAUUUUGAAGAGAAUAUACAUUUAGAUCUUAAACCUUAUGGAAAAAGAAAGAUAAUUCUUUUUAAUGCAGAAAAUAUUUUAACUUUAAAUCAAAAAGAUAUUAAAAUCAUUUGUACGGAGCAAUACUUGGCUUUUGGAUGUAAAAAUGGACAAUAUGGAAUAUUAAUACAAAAUACACUGAGAAAAGGACAGGAAAGCGUUUUUAAAGAACAAUGUACAUCUUUUAAUAUUAAGUACAUGGAAUUAUGGAAUAUAAUAGAAUGA
This is a messenger RNA of Vairimorpha ceranae, 534 nucleotides long. Its product is annotated as oxidation resistance protein. The transcript has a single exon. NCBI's taxonomy places the organism in Eukaryota, Fungi, Microsporidia, Nosematidae. The record is from RefSeq and is a predicted model, not a curated record. The coding region runs from base 1 to 534 and encodes 177 amino acids.